CUGACGUGGCGAGACGUGGAUCCGCCAAGUCGAACUCGUGGAAAAGCUGAUGCAAACGCUUGACGUUCAAUAACAAAACCAGAUAUAAUAACUCCACGUAACAGACAAACUAUUUUGACCCGGACAUGCAGUGAUAUAUACAUUAUAGACGACGCUUCUUUCGAGCAAAGUGAUUUUCUGUGAACAUAUCAAAUAUUGCUCCAACGCGUGUGAGUUUAAAACACAACAACCGUUACCUCGCCAUUGUAUUGGCUUCUUGAUCAACAUCAGUCUCACCCCAUAAGUGAUAUUACUCCACACAACCUCUCCAAUGCCGAUGUUGCUGCAGAGCAUCAAGGUGGUCAACCUGAUGGUGCUGAUGCUGUUCCUGGGAUGUGCCUUCUACAGCCUGUGUGUGCACAGCGAGACACCCCCAGGCAGAGAGGGGGCACUGACAGUAGUUGAGACAGAUGAGGAUGACAAUGAUGGAAUAAUAUCCAUAGAAGAGAAUGGAGAGGACGAGGGAAACAAGAAAGUAGAGGAGUAUGAUGUCUUCUAUCCAACUAGAGAAUGGCAGACAGUCAAAAAAGGCCAGGCCAUACCAAAAGGGCUGCAUGUGAGGAUGAACUUAGAAAAAGGUGUGACAGAAGCCAAACUCAAUGAAGAUGAAGGUGGAAAUAAGUUCUGGCAAGCCGGAUCUCAUCAAGGCAUGGUCAACACUGACAAGAAGUCAUUUUCCCGAGAUGAGUUGAAGAAGGCACUGAAGGACUUCAAGUCUCACACAGACACCAGUGGCCAGGAUCCCAAGUCAGCAGCAGAGGUUAAGAAGAAGUUCAGGUCAUACAAUGAUUUGAAGAAAGAUUUUGAAGAGAUGAAUAUCGCCAUGAAGACUGACGGUGAGAUAAUCAGUGAUCUGCUGGAACGCUUCAAGAAGGUCGGUUCCGAUACCGAUGCCAAGCUCAAUGUCCUCACAGAACUUGAAUACCAUCUUCAUAAGAUUGACAACGCUCAGUUGUUCAGCUCCAUGGGAGGUAUGUCGCUGCUUGUAGCAAGUCUUAACGACACCAGUCCAAAGAUACAGGAAGAGGCAGCCCUUGUGCUUGGCUCAGCACUACAGAGUAACCCCAAAGUUCAAAUAUCUGCUAUCGAGCACGGUGCAAUGCACCAACUGAUCAAGAUGUUGUCCACUACGUCAUCAACCACACUGCAGAAGAAGACGCUUUUCGCGUUGUCAUCCCUAGCCAGACACUUCCCAUAUGCCCAGAAGAAGUUCCUGGAACUUGGAGGACUUGCUGCACUAAAGAGACUCUUUGACGAUUCCAGCAUGGAUGCUCAGAAGCUUCAGAUAAAGGCUUUAACAUUUCUCAGUGACCUGCUGGUAGAAAAAGGAAUUGAAUUCAACCUCAAGUCCUCCAUGAGAGAGAGCGGCUGGUGUGAGCUGGUACCUCAACUACUGACUGCCCCUGACCAUGAUGCCAGGGAGAAGGUGCUCAACGCCAUGACCACCCUUGUGUCCGAGUGUCGGCCGACCUUCACCUCUGCUGUCACCAGCCUGGAGUCCCUGAAGAGCGAGUAUGAGGCUCUGGCUCUCGAUGAGAAGGAAGAAGGAGACGAUUAUUUUACUGGGCUGGCUCAGCUGGUUACGACCAUGUUGUCAACAGUUCAAAGGAGGGACGAGCUAUAAAUGUUUGGUUCUUUAUAGAUUUUACAUGGGGAGUAUAUUGAAGAUUGUGAUGACUACUUAAACCGGACUGGUUUAGCUUGUUUUGACCAUGUUGUUGACAGUUCAAAUCAGGAGGAACUUUGACCUGUAUGGUUCUGAGACUCAUUGUUUGUGAGUGGGUAAGGAUGGUUUUACGAUUCAAACAGUUUUCAAACAUUUUACCCAUAUAGGGAAUCAAACCAAGUUCUUCAGAAUGACGGGCAAAUGCUUCACCCUCCAGGCUACCCACCUCCCAAAACUUAUUUGUGGAAAAAUGUCUGAGUAGGCAGAGCCUUGAAGAUCCGGGUUAGAAUUGAUCUUCAGCAAUCCAUGUUUGUCAUAAGAAGCAACUGACGGGAUCUGGUGGUCA
Haliotis rubra (blacklip abalone) is the source of this 2051-nucleotide messenger RNA. Its product is annotated as nucleotide exchange factor SIL1-like. Gene Ontology annotation, molecular function: protein binding. Lineage: Eukaryota; Metazoa; Mollusca; Gastropoda; Lepetellida; Haliotidae. The record is from RefSeq and is a predicted model, not a curated record.